AUGAUCGGGGCCUUCUCGUUCCCGGUGAGCCCCGAGCGGGGCCGGCUGCGGGGCUGGCUGGAGGGCAGCCUGGCCGGGCUCUGCGAGUUGCAUUGGCUUCGGGAGAGGCAGGAGUAUCGCGUGCAGCAGGCUCUGCGGUUGGCCCAGCCCGGGAUGGGGGGCGCCGAGGACGAGGACGAGGAGGACGCCGAGGAGGAUGAAGAUGCGGCGGCGGCGCGCCGGGCCGCUGCGGCCCUGGAGGAGCAGCUGGAGGCACUGCCUGGACUCAUCUGGGACCUGGGUCAGCAGCUGGGAGACCUAAGCCUGGAAUCUGGCGGCCUGGAGCAAGAGAGCGGUCGCAGCUCGGGUUUUUAUGAAGACCCCAGUUCCACAGGAGCUCCAGACUCACCACCUUCAACCUUUUGUGGGGACAGUGGCUUUUCUGGCUCUGGCUCCUAUGGACGCCUGGGUCCCUCUGAACCCCGAGGCAUCUAUGCCAGUGAGCGACCCAAGUCCCUAGGAGACGCCAGUCCCAGUGCUCACGAGGCUGUGGGCACUCGGGCCGCAGUGCCGCGCUCCUUCUCUGCGCCCUACCCAACGGCUGCGGGCUCUGCGGGCGCGGAAGCCUGCUCGUCGGCGGAGCGGCGGCCGCGCGCGGGGCCUUUCCUGACGCCCAGCCCCCUGCAUGCCGUAGCACUGCGCAGCCCGCGCCCUUGUCCCCGGCCUCCGGCCGACUCGUCCGAUCCGGCGGCAGGCGCGCGCCGGCCCCUGGACGGCUACAUCUCGGCGCUCUUGCGCAGGCGCCGCCGCCGGGGGGCAGGUCAGCCCCGGACAAGCCCUGGGGGCGCGGAAGGUGGCCCGCGGCGCCAGAAUAGCGUGCGCCAGCGGCCACCUGACGCGUCCUCGCCCCCCGGGGGCGUGCGGCCCGCGCCUGAGCCGGCCGUGGAGCGUGCCGGGGGCCGGACCACCAGCCCGGCCGCCCUGAGACGCGCCUGGGGCUCGCAGUGGGAGUCGGAGGCGGCGGCCGAGCCCGCGGCGCUGCCCGCCGCCUCCUCACCCCCCGACAGCCCGGCCGAGGGGCGGCUGGUAAAGGCGCAAUACAUCCCGGGCGCUCAGGCCGCCACCCGAGGUCUCCCCGGUCGCGCGGCUCGCCGCAAAGCGCCCCCACUGACCCGCGGCCGCAGUGUGGAGCAAUCCCCGCCCCGGGAGCGUCCUCGUGCCGCCGGGCGCCGCGGACGCAUGACUGAAGCCUCGGGUCGCCGGGGCUCGCCCAGGGCGCGCAAGACUGCGCGCUCUCAGUCCGAGACCAGCCUGCUGGGUCGCGCCGCCGCGGUCCCUCCCGGCCCUCCCAAGUACCCCACGGCUGAACGCGAAGAGCCGCGGCCGCCUCGGCCCCGCCGCGGCCCCGCGCCAACGCUGGCUGCCCAGGCCGCUGGGGCCUGUCGCCGCUGGCGCUCCACGGCCGAAAUCGAUGCUGCCGAAGGUCGCCGCGGACGUCCCCGAGCUCCCACGACCCGCGGCCCAGGGCCCGGCCCAUCCCCGUCGGCUCCUCAACGCCGUCUGCUGUAUGGUUGCGCGGGCAGCGACUCCGAAUGCUCGGCUGGGCGUCUGGGGCCCCUUGGACGUCGGGGACCCGGUGGUGGGGGCUACGGGGAAAGUGAAUCUAGCGCCAGCGAGGGCGAGUCACCUGCCUUCAGCUCCGCUUCCAGCGACUCUGACGGCAGCGGUGGCCUCGUAUGGCCACAGCAGCUCGUGGCUGCCACCGCGGCCUCCGCGCCAGGGGGUAGUGCAGGUGGAGGGGCGCCUGCAGGCCCUGCCAAGGUCUUUGUAAAGAUCAAGGCUUCUCACGCGCUCAAGAAAAAGAUCCUGCGUUUUCGUUCGGGAUCUCUCAAGGUCAUGACUACAGUGUGA
Molecule: messenger RNA, 1890 nt
Organism: Chrysochloris asiatica (Cape golden mole)
Lineage: Eukaryota; Metazoa; Chordata; Mammalia; Afrosoricida; Chrysochloridae
Gene: DACT3
Product: dishevelled-binding antagonist of beta-catenin 3
Exons: 4
Coding region: 1-1890 (629 amino acids)
Biological process (GO): negative regulation of canonical Wnt signaling pathway
Cellular component (GO): cytoplasm
Source: RefSeq, a predicted model, not a curated record